GUCUAGUAAGUAGUCCUGCAACAGGUCCGAAACUCUGCAACACACCGGUGCCGAGCCGGCUGUGAUGGGUUUGUCACCGAUUUAUCUUUGAGUUCACCGUAAUGUCGGAAUUUAUGUCAGAGUGAUCAAAUGAUCUAGGAUGUAUGCACUUAUUUGACGUAGACACGUCCCCCAUGUGUGAAUCGUCCCGAGUGGGAACUCGACGUUCCAAGGGCGAUCCCCCUCGCCUCACGGACGGGACCCGAGAAGUGCUAGCUAUGCUUCCUUAUCGAUCGUGAAAUCAAUAACAAACUGCGGAAGUUUUAGCUAAUAAAUAGUAAUACGUGUACGUUUAGGCCUACAUGUACAAUGUAUGCCCAGUCAACUGCACCAUGCUGCUGAAAUGAACAGGCCAUCGAAAUCUGCUCUGUUGUUCUUAUCUCACGAAUGACAAAUUGAUGACAGCAUGGAACAGAAAUUCAGGAAGUAGCCUACCAAUACCAUUGACAUUGUGUGAUGUGCACAACAAACGUACAUGUACAUGUACUUCGUCACAUUCGCCUCUUCACGUUCAUGACGUUCCAACUGCAAGGUCAUGAUGCUUUACAACUGGAAGCGAAUGUCCAGAUUGCUGAGAACUGUUCUUGUGAUGGGGACAGUUUAUUUAAUGCUAUGCUUUGCGGCUGUACUGACCCUUUUACCGAGUGAGUCCAAGGAAGAUCAUGAGAACCAACCGUCCAAAAUCCAAGCUGUGCAGGUGGAGGCGUGGCAUGCCUCAGCCAAAAGGGGGGGACGGCCACGGAACAUCUUCUUUAGCAGUGAGGGACGAGAGGAAGUUAAUCAGCCUGCAAAGGUUGAAUCCCAUUUAAAUCCGGACCCCAAAACGUUGAAUAUUUCGAAAACCUUUAUGGACUCGAAGGAAUCCAAGAAAGCCAACAUUCCAACAACAUUAAAAAACAAUUUUAGGCAGACUGAACUGUCGGACGUUUUUAUUGGAGUGAAGACAACGGAAAUAUAUCAUGACACCCGGUUACCCGUGCUCUUUGAGACGUGGCUUGACAGCUCUGAUGUCAGAAAACAGACAUAUUUUUUCACGGAUGCUGACAGUCCAAAAUACUCCAAAGAAACAGGUGGACAGUUCAUAAAUACACACUGUGCUGCCAAGCAUACAAGGCAAGGCCUAUGCUGUAAAAUGGGCGCCAUUUUUUCUAUGUACUUGCAAUCCGGAAAAAGAUGGUGGUGUAACGUGGAUGAUGAUAAUUACCUGAACAUAGAUAAUUUAUUGAAGUUGUUACGAUCCUACCAACAUGACAAAGACUACUACCUUGGACGAUCCAGUACCUCAGCAGAAAUUACUGUUUAUGAUGUCGGCGAUAAAACUCUUGACAAGAGUAAAAUCAGUCAGAUGAGAUCCACAAGACGCCAAACCACCUUCUGGUUUGCCACAGGAGGAGCUGGUGUGUGUAUCUCUCGCUCUCUUGCCCUGAAGAUGAGUCCUUAUGCUGGUAUUGGGGGAUUCCCACAAAUAUGCAACAGGAUCAACUUACCAGAUGACGUGUCCAUUGCAUUCCUUAUUGUUGAUUUGUUAGGUGUUCCUCUGACCAAGAUUAGUGAUAUGCAUUCUCAUCUAGCCAUGCUGAGGAACUUGAACGAAAACCAAAUCAAGAGAGCUGUUACACUGAGUUAUAAAAUUAACUCUGAGAAAGCAACUAAUAGCGUCAUUCUGAAAAAUGCAGCUUUCGACACAACGGUGGAUCCAACCAGAUUCAAGUCACUUCACUGCAUGUUGAAUCCUGAGGCAAGUGUCUGCUCUAAACGCUGAACUGAGAGACGUGGCUCUGUUGUCUUGCCGUGCUAAUCUCAGUUCAUCAAGUCACAUGCGUCUAUCGGUAACAGCACUGCAACAGUGCUGGAGUAAAUUCUACUGCAGGUCUUUUCAAAACGAAAUCUUGUUAUUUCUUUCCAGUCUUCCACAUUAAGAAAAGAGAGAAUAUUUGAGAAACUGUGCUCCAGAGAAGAAUGAAAGUUUAAGAAAUCAAGCACAAGUUUUUUUGGACAAGUUUUCAGAAAGCACAGAAGUGCUUAUAAAAACUAUAUUGGUGAAGGGCAAUCAUGAUAAAAGAAACCAGUGAAUGUAUUCAGAAAAAGCUGCGUUGCCAAAUAUUAUAAUGGGGACGUAGUUUAUUUUUAUAAAGUAAAAUCAUUUCUGAAAGUUAUGUUGUAGGUGUGAGGAGAAUUAAUUAAUGGUAUAAAGUUGUUUUUUUUUUUAUUAUGAACAUGGUUAAUCUUAACAUUUUCAAAUUAUUAUUGCUAUAAAAAUCACAUAUUUAAAAUUAUAUUUUUGUUAUUGUUGAACGUUUUGAGGUGGCUUAAAUAAGGAAACAUAUUUAUGAUUAUUCAUGUGUUUGUGUCUGUUUUUGUUGAUUUCUGUGUAAUGUUACUGAAUGGUGUGUAUCCAAAGAUGGUAAGAAUUGUUUUGUUCUUUGGUUGUUUAAUGCCCUUUAGAUAUCUCGUCUAGUUGUGGUUUAGACUAGUAAAAUUAUGACUAAACAUUUUGAUUUUUUUUUACUUUGAUGGAGAGAGGGACGUUAUUAUUUUCAUUGAUGUCAAAUAGUUUAUUUUGUGGUGAUUAGAUGUAGUAAUUAGCACAUGCAAGUAUUUAACAAUACUUUUCAAGGAAGUAGGGUAUGUAUGAAUUCUAACAUGUGACCACAGCUGCCGUAGUUGCAACUGUUGUUUGAAAUAAGCACCAGUAACUUUAGACUGGUAGUAGUAAUAUGUGAGAAAUCAUUAGUUUGUCCCGAAUGGAUGCAGCCAGUCUGUCAAAAUCUGCCAAAAGAGUUACUGAACUUGAAGUCAUUGUUAAUUUAUUUGUCUUGUGAUGUUUUUCCUUAUGUGAGGUGUUCUGGCAAAAUGAGAGGGAACUGGGUGCAGGCCGUAGUGGAGAAAAAUGAUUUUCAGAUUUAUCCAUAUUUGUAAUCUUUGGUAUGUCUACUACGCAUAUUUUAAAGAAAAGGUAUAAAAAUUGUGGAACAACAGUGUUUUAUAAGGAAUAACAAUUGCCGUCUUUCAUUUUCACAUACAAACGCAAAACUUCAAGGGCUUUUUCCGAGUAUUUUACUUUUUGACAUGUUGAUAAAUGCAAAUUUUAAACAGCCUGAACUUGUUGACGGAAUGACUGAAGGAAAUUUUUAUUCCCUUUCCUAAUAUCCGCAAACCCUCAUUUCGACCUCUGGCCAGUUCUGUCUCAUUUUGCCAGAACACCUCAUAUAUAAUUUUAUUUAUUUUUUAAGGGGGUGGAUUAGGUUAAAGGUAUAUUGUAAAUAAAAGAUUUUUUUUCGUACCAGAAAUCAGACUUGUUAUCAAGUCUUCACAAGUCAUCCCUUGUCAUCACAAUUACAAGCCAUCCUGUCACAAACAUGACAAAAGGUGACAAGGUACGGUACAUCAAUGUCAUUGUUCACUGGUGAAUGCUUGUGUUUAACUUGUGAUUGAUUUGACUUCAUCUGUUCUAGAUUUGUCAUUGUGAGGUUUAAAGAAAAGUGUCACUGCCUGUAUGGGCAGAGGUCUUUUUGAGGUAGGGAGGCGGUAGAGAAGUUUGUGCAAUGCACCACUUGUAAAUGAAUCAUAACAAAAAAUCUAUAUUUUUAUAUGACAGAUUGUUAUUCUUAUGACUGUAAUAUACUAAUCUGCAUGCACUGUUUGCUAUGCGUACACCAUACUAAUGGCUGCCAUGGAACAAGAAAUCCUCAAAGUCUUUGUCAGCAUUGGCGUAUGAUUUCAUACGUUUGUGGCUAUCACAUUCCAUACAGUCAUAAAAUAUGGUGUAUGCAAGUUCUUGAGUCGAUGUCAGCGUGAUAUGGAGUGAUGUGUGAGAUUAAGAAUGAAAUAUUAACCUCAGAAUCUCUGUGUGUGAUAUACAUUUUCACUGUAAAUGAAAAAAGAACUUAUUUUAUGCUUUUCAAGUUUUGAUAGAAGGAAACGUUCAUUCCAGCUGUGAAAUCAGUGGGCUUCCAUGAUCAUUCUGCUUUUUGAUAAAUGUGUAUGUAACGAAUUGAACAGGCAGUCUGGUCUUUGAAGAGUGUUUAAUGCUUCCACAAAUGUCUUGGUUUGCUAGAAGUGUGGCUUUUUCCCGGACUAAAAGGAGUUUUAGUUGGAGCUUUUGCCAUCCUAGAAAUGUAAAUAAUAUGAACAGUUGAACAGCCCUUACAAGGGCAUGUUGACCUCCAUGGACCAAUUCUAGAGAAUUUGUGCUAUUUUCUUAUAAGUUUGAUUUCGUACAUUCCGAUCCAUUGUGAAUGCAUCCAAUAAUGCUCCCCAACAAUUUUAGCAUUGACGCGACUUCCAUAAACUUUAAAGAUGUAUCCAGUACAUCAGGUUGGCGUAGCGGUACUUUCCUCGCCUUCCACCGCUGUGACCCGGGUUCGAAUCCCGCCUGGGCCAAUAUGUGGAUUGGGUUUUCAGUCCCUACCUGAUUCCGUGGGUUUUCCUCAGAAUACUCUUCUGGGCUUUUCCUCCCACCUCUAAACCUGUAAUUUCUUCACAUUGUCUUCUCUUUACUGGGACCCAAGGGAGAUCAGUGGAUUCCACUGAAUGGGCUACCCAGUUAAAAUAAGAAAUAAAUAAGUAUAUACAAACUGUAUUUAACUUUGUAUUUGCUUCAAACUAAUUGUUUCGAAGUUGUUAAGAUCAAUUCAAGUUAAUUUUUUACCCGCUUCAUAUAUUCAGAAUUUAAUUGAACACAUGCUGAUGUAUGAGUAUUAUUUGCUUUUUUAAGUUUGAGGUGUAUUCUUAAGCUUAAGUUCCAUGUAUGUUAACUUUGUUUACUGAAUUACCUUCCAUUCAAAUACACAUAUUAAACAUUAAAAUAUGGCAAUGUAUAUCCCCAGA
Molecule: messenger RNA, 4869 nt
Organism: Patiria miniata (bat star)
Lineage: Eukaryota; Metazoa; Echinodermata; Asteroidea; Valvatida; Asterinidae
Product: beta-1,3-N-acetylglucosaminyltransferase radical fringe-like
Exons: 10
Coding region: 575-1801 (408 amino acids)
Biological process (GO): regulation of Notch signaling pathway
Cellular component (GO): membrane
Molecular function (GO): O-fucosylpeptide 3-beta-N-acetylglucosaminyltransferase activity
Source: RefSeq, a predicted model, not a curated record